Messenger RNA from Vicia villosa (hairy vetch), 2717 nucleotides. Its product is annotated as vicilin-like seed storage protein At2g18540. The record is from RefSeq and is a predicted model, not a curated record. The transcript is spliced from 5 exons. Lineage: Eukaryota; Viridiplantae; Streptophyta; Magnoliopsida; Fabales; Fabaceae. The annotation marks the transcript as partial.
UUCACCACCGCGCUCUCUCUAUAUAGAGACACCUUUUCUAAGUGCAAAACCAUUCUACUUCAUUCCAACUUCUCUAUCAGUCUUUUGAUAAUGGAAACUCGAAAAACUCUCUCACCUUCCUUGUUGAUUCUCUUCCUUAUUAUCAUUUCCUUGUGUCACUCAAAUGCACUAUCAAGUGAGGAACACAGUGCUGUGAAGGCUCAUAGAGGACCUGUAGUGCAGAGGGAUCAAAGGAAGAUACUGUUUGACAAUGAAGAUGGAGAAAUCUCUGCCACUAAUGUCAAAGAUGGACAAAACACACCACAUUACCAUCUUCAGUUCUUUACAUUGGAACCUAACUCUGUGUUCCUUCCUGUGCUUCUACAUGCAGCUAUGGUCUUUUAUGUUCAUACAGGGAAUGGAAAGCUGACAUGGUCAAAUGAAGAUGGUACUGGUACAAUGGAUAUACGUGAAGGAGAUGUAGGUAGUCUUGGAGAAGGAUCUGUUUUCUAUAUACACAGCAACUUGGAAUCACAUAGGAAGAAACUGAGGAUAUAUGCAAUGUUUACUAAUACUGAUGAAAGCACUUUUGAUCCAUCUAUUGGUGCUUACUCAAGGAUCAAUGAACUAGUCAAAGGCUUUGAUAAGAAUAUCAUCCAAGCAGCUUUUAAGGUGCCGGAAGAUUUGGCUGAGGCAAUCACAGACAACAGAGAGUCACUAGCAAUAGUGCAUGCAGUUCCAGUGAAGAAGCAUAACAAUGUCUUGGAAUUGGAUAAUUUAUUUGUAAAAUACUUAAGAGGCAUCCAAUCCAACUCCAAGGAGCUCAAAACAUACAACAUCUUAGAUAAUGAUCCUGACUUCAGAGAUGAUCAUGGUUGGACCUCAACAGUGACCAAAAAGCAAGUCAAAGAAUUAAAGCAUCACAACAUUGGAUUUUUCAUGGUGCAUUUGAACCCGGGAUCAAUGUUGGGGCCACAUUGGAAUCCAUUGGCAACAGAAAUAGCAAUGGUGUUGGAAGGGGAAGGUAUGGUAAGAGUAGUAUGUGGAAGCAACAAUGAUCAUGAAUGUGAGAACAAGAGGUUUAGAGUUAAGCAAGGAGAUGUUUUUGUUGUGCCUAGGUUUCAUGUAAUGGCUCAAAUGUCAUUUGAUAAAGGGCCACUUGUUUUUAUGGGAUUCAGCACUGCUGCAAAGAGAAAUCAUCCUCAGUUUUUGGCUGGUAAAGGAUCCGUGCUUGAAAGUCUAGACAAACGGAUAGUUGCUACAUCUUUAGGUGUAAGCAAAGCAGCCAUUGACAAGCUUUUGGAUGAUCCGGUUGAUUCGAUCAUUUUCGGGUGUAGUUCUUGCGCAGAGGAAGAGGAGAGGUUAAUGGAGGUAGAAAAGGAGAAGGAAAGAGAGGAGGAAGAGAAGAGGAGGGAAGAGGAAAAGAGGAGAGAAAAAGAGGAGAGGGAAAGAAGAAGAGAAAAGGAGGAAGAAGAAAGGAGAGAGGAGGAAGAAAGGAAAAUUGAGGAAGAAGAAGCUAGAAGACAACAAGAAGAGAGGGAAAGGAGGAAAGAAGAGAAGGAAGCAAAGAGGGAGGAAGAGGCAAGGAGGGAGCAAGAAGAGAGGGAAAGGAGGAAAGAAGAGAAGGAAGCAAAGAGGGAGGAAGAGGCAAGGAGGGAGAAAGAAGAAGUUAGAAGAGAGAAAGAAAAGGCUAGAAAACAAGAGCAGGAGGAAAGGAAGAGAGAAGAGGAAGCUGAGAGAGAGAGGGAAGAGGCAGAGAGGGAGCAAGAAGCAGCAAGGAAACAAGAGCAGGAGGAGAAGAGGAGAGAAGAGGAAGCCGCGAGAGAAAGGGAAGAGGCAGAGAGGGAAAAAGAAGCAGCAAGAAAACAAAAGAAGGAGGAGAAGAAGAGAGAAGAGGAAGCUGCUAGAGAAAGGGAAGAGGCAGAGAGGGAACAAGAAGCAGCUAGGAGACAAAAGGAGAAGGAGAAGAAGAGAGAAGAGGAAGCUGCUAGAGAAAGGGAAGAGGCAGAGAGGGAACAAGAAGCAGCUAGGAGACAAAAGGAGAAGGAGAAGAAGAGAGAAGAGGAAGCCAUGAGAGAAAGGGAAGAAGCAGAGAGGGAGCAAGAAGCAGCUAGAAAACAAAAGAAGGAAGAGAGGGAAAGAGAAAAGGAAGCAGAAGCAGAAGCUAGAGAAAAAGCUAGAGAACAGAAAGAAAAGAGAGAAGCGGCUAAAAGAGAACAGGAGAAGAGGGAAAGGAAAGAGGAGGAAGAAAUGGAAAUAGAAAGGGAAAAGGAAAGGAAGAGAGAAGAGGAGGAGAGAGAGGAGGAAGAAGCUAGAAGAGAACAAGAGAAGAGGGAAAGGGAAAGAGAAGAGAAGGAAACUAGGAGAAAGGAAGUGAGGAGAAAAAAAGAGACAACAGAAUGGGAAUGGGGAGAUGAAGAAGAAGCAGCCAGAAGGCAGCAAGAAGAAAGGGAGAAGAAAAGAGAGCAAAAGAGUGGGAGUAGCUUUGAAGGAAGAAGAAUUCUGAAGAUUAGUAAGAGUGUGUGAAUUGUGUCUCAACUUUCACUACUUAUAUGAUGUGUAUUAAAAUAAUAACUUGUUUAUGCAUAUGUUUCUCUGUUAUGUUUUCUGGUUGUAUGUUUCAUGAACUUUGUUUGGCACUUAUGUGUAUGUAUUAAUUAGAAUAAGAGCUACUGUUAAGUACUCAUGUAGUCAUGUGUAUUACAAUAAAUAAAAAUCUUCAGUGUUUAACAUUUUAA